Messenger RNA from Funneliformis caledonium, 174 nucleotides. The record is from the annotation of a GenBank genome assembly. Lineage: Eukaryota; Fungi; Glomeromycota; Glomeromycetes; Glomerales; Glomeraceae.
AUGGCUUAUGUAUUGACUAGCGAAUUCUUAAAUGAAGAAGAUUUAAUGUCGCUACGUAAAAGAAUUCUCGGCAAAAUCGUUGUCGAGAAUUUAAAGAUCCUCGGAGUUGAACGGCAAAGGCUUGGUCUUUGGAAACCUAUUGGUAGAUCGAAAUUUCGUUUUUCAAGUAUAUGA